This is a messenger RNA of Wyeomyia smithii (pitcher-plant mosquito), 5717 nucleotides long. It is a transcript of the gene jar, whose product is annotated as myosin heavy chain 95F. Bases 967 to 4695 code for a protein of 1242 amino acids. Gene Ontology annotation, molecular function: ATP binding; microfilament motor activity; actin filament binding. NCBI's taxonomy places the organism in Eukaryota, Metazoa, Arthropoda, Insecta, Diptera, Culicidae. Gene Ontology annotation, cellular component: actin cytoskeleton; cytoplasm; myosin complex. Gene Ontology annotation, biological process: endocytosis; actin filament organization; vesicle transport along actin filament. The record is from RefSeq and is a predicted model, not a curated record. The transcript is spliced from 14 exons.
AGCGUUUCAGUUCGCUGUUGUUGCUCGAGCCGCUUGGUCGUGUUUUUGUUAGUGGUACGCUUGCAACAGUGUUUUCCUAGGUGGUUUCACUAUUUUAGUUUUCUUUUUCUUCUGAGGUUGCUACCUCUGUGGCAGCAGUUUUCUUGGUGCAAAUCCACUGUCGCCCACUGGUCUUUACUGAUAGAUGUAAAUAUACAGUAAAGUAUUGCGUUAGUUAUAAAGUUUACUGCAGCAGAUCACCGAAAGUAGAGAUUGAAAUUGACAGGAAAUAUUUGCUGUUUGCAUUUACGUCAAUUAUUACACCUGGACUGCAUUUGGUGAAAGGUUUUUGUUCUAAGAACAAUAGAACAUUCGUGAUUAAAACAGAGUUUCUAUCUUGAACAUAAUAGUACCUGGUGUUAAAUUAAUUAGCGGCAUUGAAAAUUGUGUGGUCGUGGGUAAAAAUAUGACUAGUUUUGUUGCUAACUUGUGAUUAUAGAUGGUAGCUUUUCGGUUUCUAGUGCUUCGCAGUAUUAAUUAAAUUAUUUCUUGAAAGCGCUUUCCUUUUGGAAAACGGAGUGUUAUAGUGUAAUAGUGCAGAGAAUAUUGUGCAAAGUAAACAAAACAGAAGUUUCUAUCGAAAUUGCCUGACUGAAGUAGCAGAAAGGGGCACGCGGAUUUGCCCGAGCUAAAUUGCUUCCAGCUGGAGAAACAUUUGCUGCUUUAUCACAAUCAUUGCCCUAAUCAUCAUCAUCAGUAGUAGCAGCAGCAGUACCGGUUCAGGAGGAACAGAGAGCGGCUGCUGUACAGAAGAUACUUCGGUAGACGGGAAACAAUCUACUUCCUUUGAGCGUCCAGUACAGUUUGCAGCACACAUUGUCGCGUAGGGCAGUACCGAAACGGCCGGAUUGUGGCUUUUACGUGGGCCCGACCCAGACCGCCGUGUCAUCAUAUAGCCAAGGGCCAAACGGUGCCACCGGUAACACCAUGUGGGACUCCCAACUGGUGUGGGCUCGGGAUUCCCAGCAGGGCUACAUCCAGGGCCGGAUUACUGAAAUCGGUGCGCACGAGUACGAAGUUCAGCCGCUGGACAGCAAGCAACCCCGAAAAAACUGCAUCCUGGAAGAUAUCUUCGCCUCCUGUGAAGCUGUAUCCGAUCAUGAUGAUAACUGUGAAUUAAUGUUCCUAAACGAGGCUACUCUACUAGACAAUAUCAAGAACCGAUAUUAUAAAGACAAAAUUUACACAUACGUAGCAAAUAUCCUAAUUGCGGUCAAUCCGUACAAAGAGAUUCGGGACCUGUACUCGAAGGCGACCAUUAAACGAUACAAUGGUAAAUCUCUCGGCGAGCUUCCCCCGCACGUGUACGCAAUCGCGGAUAAGGCGAUCCGAGAUAUGCGAGUGCUUAAAAUGUCCCAGUCGAUUAUCGUGUCCGGUGAAUCUGGUGCCGGCAAAACCGAAAGUACCAAGUACUUACUGAGGUAUCUGUGUGAUGCGGCUGCGACCGCUGGUCCUAUCGAGCAGAAAAUUCUAGAUGCUAAUCCGAUCCUCGAAGCGUUCGGGAAUGCUAAAACCACUCGUAACAACAACAGUUCCCGGUUCGGUAAGUUCAUUGAGGUGCACUACGAUAGUCGGUGCCAAGUGGUAGGUGGACACAUCUCACAUUACCUUUUGGAGAAGAGUAGGAUAUGUACACAAAGUGCGGAGGAGCGAAAUUAUCACGUUUUUUACCUGCUGUGCGCGGGUGCUCCGCAGCAGUUACGGGAUAAAUUGCUGAUCGGAAAACCUGAUGAUUAUCGAUAUCUAACGGGAUGUACGCAGUAUUUUUCCACAUCACAAACAGACCGAAAGAUACCCAAUUCCCAGAAAUCGAAGGAUCAUUUAAGUAGAGGGUCACUAAAAGAUCCGAUACUGGAUGAUUACAACGAUUUUCAAGAGCUAGAUCAAGCACUGAGUCGAUUAGGACUAUCCGAUGUGCAGAAAUACCAGAUUUAUGGUUUAGUGGCAGCAGUUCUGCACCUGGGAAACAUCUGCUUCGAAGAAAAUCCGGAAGAUGCCAAAGGAGGUUGUCGCGUUACACAUGGCUCAGAGAAAGCACUAGCAAUAACGGGAAAUUUGAUCGGUUUGGAUCCUUCGGAGCUAAGACAAGCGCUAGUUUCUAGGGUGAUGCAAAGCAAGGGCGGAGGUGUUAAGGGGACAGUUAUUAUGGUCCCAUUGAAGGUCUAUGAGGCAAACAACGCACGCGACGCAUUAGCCAAGGCUUUGUACUCGAGACUGUUUGAUCAUAUUGUGUCGCUCAUCAAUCAGAACAUACCCUUCCAAGUGUCGAGUUACUACAUCGGGGUGCUGGAUAUAGCAGGAUUUGAAUAUUUCACCGUGAAUUCCUUCGAGCAGUUUUGCAUUAAUUAUUGUAACGAAAAGCUGCAAAAAUUUUUCAACGACAAUAUUCUAGCCGCUGAGCAAGAUCUCUAUAAACGAGAGGGCCUUAACGUUCCAGAAAUUAAAUUCACCGACAAUCAAGAUAUCAUCGAGCUGAUUGAAUCGAAAUCAAGUGGUAUUUUUAAUUUGCUGGACGAAGAAUCAAAGCUUCCUAAACCAUCGUACGCCCAUUUUACUGCAGAAGUACAUAGCGCUUGGCAGGGUCACUUCCGAUUAUCGUUACCACGAGCUUCUCGCUUAAAGGCUCACCGUGUGAUACGGGAUGACGAAGGGUUCUUGGUGCGUCACUUUGCAGGCGCCGUUUGUUACAAUACGAAUCAAUUCAUCGAGAAAAAUAAUGAUGCACUCCACGCUUCACUGGAAGGAUUGGUCCAAGAGUCUGAAAACUCGCUGCUGAAACGGCUCUUUGCUAGUGGUAAAGGGACAGUCAGUAAGGGUAAAUUGUCUUUCAUUUCCGUUGGAUCCAAAUUUAAAACACAGCUGGGUGAGCUUAUGGAUAAGUUGGAAAAGAAUGGCACAAAUUUUAUUCGCUGUAUCAAACCCAACAGUCGCAUGACCGAUCAUGAGUUCGAGGGUGGUUUGGCUUUAGCUCAGCUAAAAUGUUCCGGUACUACAUCGGUGCUGGAACUAAUGGAGUAUGGCUACCCAUCGAGAGUGCCCUUCAAUGAGUUGUACAACAUGUAUAAAUCAUUUUUGCCACCCGAACUAGCACGGCUCAAUCCACGAACCUUCUGUGAAGCUAUGCUGCAUUCACUUAAACUAAACAACAGAGAUUUCAAGUUCGGUAUCACGAAGGUGUUCUUCAGGCCGGGUAAAUUCGUUGAGUUUGACCGAAUUAUGAAGUCGGACCCAGAAAACCUGCGAGCGAUUGUGGCUAACGUGAAGAAGUGGUUGGUCCGGUCCCGUUGGAUUAAGUCGGUAUUCUGUGCAAUUUGUGUUAUAAAAUUAAAGAAUCGCAUCAUCUACCGCAACAAGUGCGUUCUGAUGGCACAGAAAACAAUUCGCGGUUAUCUGGCUCGCAAGCAACACCAACCUCGAUACAAGGGCAUACAGAAAAUUAACGCCAUUAAAACAAAUCUAGGGAAGAUGCAGGACAUUGCCAAUCAGUUGAAAACAGAGCGGGAGAACAUGCUGAAACAGGUGGCCGAUGUAACGCGAGCUAUCGAUGAUGCUGUGCGGAAAAUCAAGGCGAAUCCCAAAAUAACUCCGGCAGAAAUUGAUAACUUAUACGCAGGCGUGAUGGCUAAGAUCGAUACCCAAAUGAAAAUGAUACACAUCAAGCUUCAGGAGCAGCGCAACGCUGAGGAACAGGAACGGUUGCGAAAGAUACAGGCUGCCCUCGAAGCGGAAAGAAAAGCCAAAGAGGAAGAGGAACGACGAUUACGUGAGGAAGAAGACAACCGAAGAAAAAAAGCCGAAAUGGAAGCUAGACGCAAGGAAGAGGAAGCUCGUCGUAUCAGACAAGAAGAGGAGGAUCGCAAAGCUGCGCUUGCUCUUCAAGCUCAACUAGAGAAAGAAGCCCAGGAAGAUAUCAAAUACCGACAGCAAUUGGAGCAGGAAAGACGUGAUCACGAGUUAGCAUUGCGAUUGGCACAGGAAUCCAACGGCCAGGUUGAGGACAGUCCGCCGUUACUGAGAAACGGUACGCCAGAAGUUACGCCUUUGGGUAAUCCAAAUCGAUUGAUCAGAUCUGAGGCGAUCCGAGCUCAGCAGCAGCUGAUCGAGAAGCAGAAGCAUGACCUCUCUAAAUGGAAGUACUCGGAGCUGCGGGACGCCAUCAAUACUAGCUGUGACAUUGAGCUGCUGGAAGCUUGCCGUCACGAGUUCCACCGUCGCCUAAAGGUUUAUCAUGCGUGGAAAGCAAAGAAUCGCAAGCGCACGACAAUGGACGAGAACGAACGGGCACCGCGCAGUGUUAUGGAAGCCGCCGCCCGCGCUCCGCCCCGACUUUCCCAGAAGCAAGAAAUCACUACCGGUUCGGUUCAUCGCUACUUCCGUAUCCCUUUCGUGCGACCCAGCAUCAAUCCGGAAGAUAACAAUAAAAGAGGUUGGUGGUAUGCACACUUCGAUGGUCAGUAUGUGGCACGUCAGAUGGAGUUACACGCAGACAAACCACCAAUUUUAUUAGUGGCCGGCGUGGACGACAUGCAGAUGUGCGAGCUAAGUCUGGAGGAAACAGGACUGACACGAAAGCGUGGCGCCGAGAUACUCGAGCACGAGUUUAACCGCGAAUGGGAACGAAAUGGCGGCAAACCGUUCAAAAAGGUAGGAAAGUAGGGAGUUGGUCUUGCUACAUGGUUUCAAUAUAAAACAAAAACAGAGAAGAAGAAAAACAUUACAUCCUUUUCAGAAUAGCUCCAUAUUGUUUGAUAUAAUUGUUUUUAGUCUCCAAAAUUAACAUUUCCAAUUAUUCCAAACAAUACAGAGCUGCUGAGUGAUCCAAAAAAAAAAACAGAUAAAAUAUUAUCUGAUUUUCGAGUGACUUGAGUUUAGGUGCCUUUUUUCGAAAAAGUAUUAAACCAAUUAGAUGCUUUCAUUAUUAACAUUCCGAUUAUCGCAUGUGCUGGAACAAUAGACCAAUCCGAAUUCCAGUGUGAGUAUUUUUCGCUUUACUGCAAUAUAUUCGUAUUACCUUUUAUGUAAAAGUUACAUAUAGCAAAUAGUCAGCUUUUUAGUGUGAGUUAAGGUUGUAUGACUGUUUUAAAUUUUUUUUAAGACAAUUGAAAAUAUAUACGAUUUAUUCUAGGAAAGAUAUUUUACAGUUUUAGUGGGGCAGCUGACAAGUUAAUUCAUGAUCGAAUAGCUGUGACAAAUUUUCCUCACAUAUUAUUGGCAAACAAAAUGAAAACCGCUUAUUAAAUCAUUAACAAAACCGAGAAUCAAAAUUCAAUAAAAAAAAUCAAUAACAAAUAUAGCCACUCUAUAUUAUAUCUGUUGGUGUCUGAGAUCAUUUAAUACUAUAUAUAUUUAUCGACAUAUUUCCCUGAGAAACAAAAUUCUGACACAGUGUAAACAGAACUAAAAUUGUUCCGGAAUCAAAAAAUAGAAUAAUGCUAAAAUAAGGUGCAAAUGAAUGUGAAAAAUGACCAUUCAUCGUUACAAAUUUUCCCUCCUUACGUUUGACAAGGAAGUGUUCUUUCUACCUUUGUACUCAUCGUGGAUGCUAUUCCGAUUUUCUCUAUUUACAUACAACCCGGCAACGCCGAUAUGCCGAACAUGAGAUGUAACGUUAGUUUGAAAAACUAAGUUUACUAAUAAUUCAGCAUAUUAAUUAGAAUAAAUUACUGCAGUUUUUACGA